Oncorhynchus tshawytscha (Chinook salmon) is the source of this 445-nucleotide messenger RNA. Its product is annotated as CCR4-NOT transcription complex subunit 2-like. The record is from RefSeq and is a predicted model, not a curated record. The transcript is spliced from 2 exons. Bases 44 to 430 code for a protein of 128 amino acids. Lineage: Eukaryota; Metazoa; Chordata; Actinopteri; Salmoniformes; Salmonidae.
GCUCGGUCACGGAAGAUGUUUCACGGUCUGUUUAGAGAGGAACAUGAAGCGAGGGAGACGAUGCUUCGGAGGCAACAGAAGCAGAAAGCGCACCCGCCCAGCACCGCAACAGCUACAGGAGACGCCUUUGGAGGUUGAGGCAGGGUCAGAGGGUAAAGGCUGUAUACCCAGCAUCCUCGAUGUUAGAGUACACAGCCAUCUUGGAUCUGCGAGGAGAAGAGAAAUUAAUGCGGUGACUAACAGCAUGUUUAGUGCUACCAGAAAGAGGUUUGUAGAAGGGGUGGAGAGUGACUACCCCGAUGACACAGUGUAUUAUGGCCAGACAUCCAUGUUCCCUCAUCCAUCAGACAAAGACGUAAGUGAUGCUACCAGCAUGUUACAACCUUUGACCCCCUAUUAUGAGGUGACUGAUUCGUCAGUUGUCACUUAGUCAGUAAAACCCGUA